Messenger RNA from Podospora bellae-mahoneyi, 189 nucleotides. RefSeq lists its product as uncharacterized. The record is from RefSeq and is a predicted model, not a curated record. The transcript has 3 exons. The coding region runs from base 1 to 189 and encodes 62 amino acids. NCBI's taxonomy places the organism in Eukaryota, Fungi, Ascomycota, Sordariomycetes, Sordariales, Podosporaceae.
AUGGCAGGUGGUACAAGUUGCCUCUACAGUGGAAAGGUGCAGAGGACGUGUUGGUGGAGGAGCUGUGGGCCACGGUUGAGCGAAGAGGAGGGUCCUUUGGCCAUGUUACACUCUCUGGCUUGCCUAUGGCUGUCUUUGGGUGCAUCAGCUUGGUGCUCAUGGUUGAGAUUCAGAUUGGCCAGCGUGUAA